Messenger RNA from Anisakis simplex (herring worm), 384 nucleotides. The record is from the annotation of a GenBank genome assembly. NCBI's taxonomy places the organism in Eukaryota, Metazoa, Nematoda, Chromadorea, Rhabditida, Anisakidae.
AUGGCUGAACCACCGCCCGCAUAUGAUGCCGUGACCAGUCCAUACGCCGCCAAUAACAUGAAUACUGUGAAAGAAUGUGAGGUUACUUAUCAACAGCGUCCUGCAUCUGAGCAACGGCCAGGGAAUGAGCCAUCAGCGCCAAACUAUGCCGCAGCUACCGCAGCCAACACAACCACAACAUCAGCGCCACCACCACCUGCAACGACAGUAUAUGUGAAUACGUUGGUGUACGGCGAAUUUCCGAUUAGAAUGUGCUGUCGGUAUUGCAAUGCCGAUAUUCUCACUAAAACGACUUAUCAAGCUGGCCUCUUAACGUGGCUCCUUUGCGGUGGCCUUGCCUUAUUUGGGUUCAUUCCUUUCACAUGUCUCAUACUCUAUAAUUAA